AUGACUACUACCACCGCUCAGCAGCCAGGACUGAGCUACAAAGAAAUAGCAGAUGCGAUAAUAUCAUUUUUGGAAAUUUCUCUUCAUACAAUUCUCUAUCUCCGUUCCGUCUACCCCCCAUCGACAUUCUCGCGUAGACGAGCCCACCAAGUACCGGUCUAUCAAUCUCGACACCCUCAAGUCAGAUCGUACAUUACCAAUGUCAUUUCCUCCCUGGCUCCAGAGAUACAUAGUGGGAAAUUAAGACGAAUGACGGUAGUGAUCAAAGGGGUAGAAGAUGGAUUACCCAGGGAGAGGAUGAUCUUUGAUCUGGGGUAUCUGGCGGAAUUGGAUAAGCUUAGAGAAGGAAGGGGUAGUGAAGUUGGGUUGAUAGGCGCACCUAAUGCAGAAGAACUGGGACUGAUUCUACGUGGUUUCUUGAUAAAGCUCAAUGCGUUAGAUGGACAGUUGUUAGAUAACCAAGGGGAAACGACUUUUGCUGUGAUAAUCGAGACGAACGAUUCCCUUGAACCUUCCUCAAACAACAAUGAAGAUGGGUCUGUUCCACCAUGGAUACCCGCCUUGGCAAACGAUACCUUGCAUCCACCAUCUUCACAAGAUCUAGAUGGCUGUACGGAAAAGCACGAACCAUUAUUGAACGUAAAAGCAGUUGAGACAGGUGUGAUAGAUAUUCGGUUGAUGGUACAAGAAUGUGUGGCUAAAACAGGUGUCGAAAGGUUAGAUCCGUGA
Kwoniella mangroviensis CBS 8507 is the source of this 729-nucleotide messenger RNA. RefSeq lists its product as uncharacterized. Lineage: Eukaryota; Fungi; Basidiomycota; Tremellomycetes; Tremellales; Cryptococcaceae. Gene Ontology annotation, cellular component: zeta DNA polymerase complex. The record is from RefSeq and is a predicted model, not a curated record. The transcript has 7 exons. The coding region runs from base 1 to 729 and encodes 242 amino acids.